UCUCUUCUCGCAUGGCUUGAUUUUGCCUUUCAGCCAGCAGAGAGCACCAUCAGCCCAAGCCCCGAAGCGGCAGCGUUCACUCGUUUAGUUCAGUUGGUCUCGAGUUCAAGUUCUACAACUCUUAUUUUUGUUGUUUGUAUCUUUCGGAUUCUUUUGGUUUCGUUUCGUAUUGGUUUUCAGCUGUGUUUUUGUCUUCAUGCUGUGUGUUGAAGUUCAUUCUUCGUUUCAGAGAUUCAAAAAUUUAUAGAUACAGAUACAUUUUUGUUGUUUCUCUGCAAAACCCGUAACGUAAGCCUUAAGCCAAGCGGUCAACAAGCACUUGUUCAAAGAGAUUUCUUGUGAACGGACGAAGACGGACGAACGUUAAAAACUACGUGCGGCGGGUGCAGGAUUUUAUUUGAUUUAAUUUUAUUUAAAUUGUUUUUUAUUUUUAAUUUCAAAUACGGCUUCGAAUAACAAUCUUUUGUUUAAAUAUUUAAAUUUUUUUUCAAUGAGUAUUGUUGUAAAAUUUCAAAACAAUUACGAUCGUUGAUUUUUGUGUCACUAAAAACUUCUAGUUUCGCGCGGACUUUCGACUGCUGCAACUCCAACAGCAUCGCAAAUAUUGCGUGAUUCACGCUCGGGUGACAUUGUUUUCUUCUACAGUUAAAUAAUAUUUAUUUGAUUGUUUUUUUGAAGUAAACAAUAAAAAUUAAAAACAAAUAAAAAACAUCAACAACAAUAACAAAUAACAAAUAACCGAUCGCGUUGAACUGUAUAACGAAUCGUUUAAGUUACGUGAAGAUAUUCCGGGCAGGUAAAACCCCCUUUUUAUCUUUUUAUUGUUUUUCUUUUGCAUUUGCAAUAAUUUAUUUUGCGAAAUCAUCGUUUUUAUUUGUUUUUUAAAGAUUCAAAUCAAGAAUAUACUCAGUGAAGUUUGUGUUCAAAAAAGAAAAAAAAAUAUCAAAAAUGUUCAAAACCUUUAUUCAAAUGCAAAUUGUGCCGAGUUAAAGAUACAAUUUGUACUUGUGCUGACCUAAACAAUCUUAUAGAUAUUCUAUUGGAAAAUCAACAAGUGUGACCGACAAAAACGACGCUUUAAAAACUUAAAAAAUUAUAUACAAAAUCUCAAAUAUCAACACAAAAAAUCGCAAGACGCGCGCGUUUUCAAAAAAAGAAAAACAAAGUUAAAUAAAAUUAUAAAGCGAACGAUAAAUCUAUAUAUCGACGAAUGCAAAAGUAUCUAUAGAUAGUUUCUUAAGGGCAAACAACAAGUGGUUAUACCAGUUCUCUUAAGAGACGUAUAGUGGCUCUGUGUAAAUUCCCACAAUUAAUUCUCUAGAUAUAUUUUAACCAAUAAUAAAUUUAUUCAUUCAUUAAAUCAAAGUUUAAAGCAAAAAAAAAAAAAUGAUACAAAUAUUUGCAUAAUGUAUCUUAAAGAUAGAAAAGUAUCUAAACAUAAAUAAACAUCAUUUAUUAAGAAGAAAAAAGAAAUCUAAAAGGAUAUAAAGUGUUUUAAAAUUUCGAAGGAAAAAAUAUCUUUUAUAAAUAAGUGAAGUGAAUUUCGAAACAGAAAAAUAAUAAGCGAAGGGAAUGAUAGAAUUUUCAAAAAACAAAAUGGAUAUCUCAAUUUGGCGACUCUGGAUAUUUUGGAUAAUUUUACAGGCUCUAGUCAAACCAGGAUAUUUGUCUAGUGCAACAUCAGCAGGAUAUGUUGAUGAUGGUGACAUGAAAGUUUGUAUUGGAACUAAGGCACGAUUGUCGGUGCCAUCGAACCGGGAACAUCACUAUAGGAACCUAAGAGAUCGAUAUAACAAUUGCACUUAUGUUGAUGGUAAUCUGGAACUAACAUGGUUGCAAGAUCCUAAUUUAGAUUUGAGUUUUCUUGAGAAUAUCCGCGAAGUCACUGGCUAUAUACUCAUCAGUCACGUGGAUGUCAAGAAUGUCGUUUUUCCAAGACUUCAAAUUAUUCGUGGACGAACACUUUUCAAGCUGAAUGUCCAGGAUGAAGAGUUUGCUCUGUUUGCAACUUACUCGAAGAUGUACACGUUGGAGAUGCCUUUGUUGAGGGAUAUUCUUGAGGGAUCGGUGGGCUUCUAUAAUAAUUUCAAUCUUUGCAAUAUCAAGACCAUCAGAUGGACUGAGAUUAUUUCGGGACCGGACGACGUUUUCAACUAUGUCUAUAACUUCACUCUGCCGGAGAGGGAGUGUCCGAAGUGUCAUGAAUCUUGCCAGGACGGUUGUUGGGGUGAAGGACCGAAGAACUGUCAGAAGUUCUCCAAGAUCAAUUGCUCGCCGCAGUGUGCUCAGGGGCGCUGCUUUGGGCCAAGACCUCGGGAAUGCUGUCACCUAUUCUGCGCUGGUGGGUGUACUGGCCCGACGCAGAAGGAGUGCAUCGCAUGCAAGAAUUUCUAUGACGAAGGAAUCUGCAAGGAGGAGUGUCCCCCAAUGCAGAAAUACAAUCCAACAAACUACCUUUGGGAAUCGAAUCCAGAUGGCAAAUAUGCCUAUGGAGCAACUUGUGUGAAAGACUGCCCCGAGCAUCUGCUGAAGGACAGUGGAGCUUGUGUUCGAGUAUGUCCCUCAACGAAGAUGGCCAAGAAUGGUGAAUGUGUUCCUUGCAAUGGACCAUGCCCGAAAACUUGUCCCGGAAAAGAGAUCCUCGACUCUGGUAACAUCGAUGAGUUCAAAGGAUGCACUGUAAUCGAAGGGUCGAUCAGAAUUCUGGAGCAAUCCUUCACCGGAUAUCAGUCGGUCCAUAAAAACUACUCCUUGGGACCUCGAUACUUGUCUAUGCACCCCAAUCGCCUUGAAGUUUUUUCUACAGUCAAGGAAAUCACCGGAUACCUGGAUAUCCAAGGCAUGCACCCGGACUUCAAGAACUUAUCGUACUUCAGGAACCUUGAAGUUAUCCAUGGACGUCAACUGAUGGAGAACUAUUUUGCCUCACUAUCAAUUGUGGUCUCAUCACUGGAAAGUCUGGAACUUCGGAGUCUAAAACGAAUAAACUCUGGAGCAGUGGUAAUUCAGCAAAAUGAAAGAAUGUGUUUCGUGAAUGGCAUAGCCUGGGGGAAGAUCUUAAAGUCCCUGGACCAUGGAGUGGUGAUAGCAAAGAACCGAAACGAGACUGAUUGUGAAAAAGACAAAAUGGUGUGUUCGGAUCAAUGUAAUAAUGCUGGUUGCUGGGGAGCUGGAUCUGACCAGUGUUUGGAGUGCAAGAACUUCGCUUUCAAUGGAACUUGUAUUGCCGAUUGCAAAAAUAUCACAAAUGCCUAUCAAUUUGAUGCCAAGACCUGCAAAGAAUGCCAUCCAGAGUGUCGAACCUGCUCUGGGCCAGGGGCAGAUCACUGCGAUGAGUGUGUUCAUGUUCGCGACGAACAUAGAUGUGUUACUGUCUGUCCGGAUAACAAAUACGCUGACCAAUCUGGAAUCUGCAGGGAAUGUCAUGAGACCUGCGAAGGUUGCACUGGACCCAAGAACACGAUCGGCUAUGAAGGCUGCAAGACCUGCGAUGUGGCAAUCAUCAAUAGUGACGCCACAGUAGACAGGUGUCUCAAGACAAACGAGAAAUGUCCAGCUGGAUAUUAUCGAGAGUUCGUGAAUCCUCAAGAGCAGGGAAGUUUGAAACCCUUGGCGGGCAAGGCGAUAUGCAGAAAGUGUCAUCCCCGUUGUGAACUCUGCACGGGAUACGGUUUCCAUGAGCAGGUUUGCCAGAAGUGUGCUGGCUACAAACGGGGAGAACAAUGUGAGGAUGAAUGUCCUCCAGACUACUUUGCCGAUGAGGCUACAAGGAAAUGCAUAUCAUGUGAUGAAGAAUGCAAGGGCUGUACCGGCCCGGGCUCGGAGAACUGCCAAGCUUGUGUCAAUUUCAAGGUUUUCAAUGAGGGCGAACCCAGCGACAACUCCACAUCGUUCAACUGCACAAAGAAAUGCCCUGAGGACUUUUCCCACAUCGUCUAUCAGUCGUUUAAUGUUGGAAGUUAUUGCUCAGCGACUCCUCCUCAGCGAAUCACCAUGCUCGAUGCUGGCCAUGACAACUACGUGGUCACACUCAUAGCCUUCGGUACUCUGAUAAUGUUGCUGUGCACGCUAAGUGUCAUCACUUACGUCUGCCGUCAAAAGACAAAAGCCAACAAGGAAGCUGUUAAGAUGACAAUGGUUCUAUCUGGUUGCGAGGAUUCCGAGCCGCUGAGACCAACUAACAUCGGUGCAAAUCUUUCCAAACUGCGAAUCGUCAAAGAAGCUGAGCUCCGAAAAGGAGGAGUUCUAGGAAUGGGUGCUUUCGGUCGAGUGUUCAAGGGUGUUUGGGUGCCAGAAGGGGAGAAUGUAAAAAUUCCAGUUGCAAUCAAAGAACUGCUCAAGUCAUCCGGAGUUGAAUCGAGCGAAGAAUUCUUGAGGGAAGCCUACAUUAUGGCCUCAGUUGAACAUCCAAAUCUGCUCAAGCUCCUCGCAGUGUGUAUGACCUCACAAAUGAUGCUGAUCACUCAACUCAUGCCCUUGGGUUGCCUCCUGGAUUAUGUGAGGAACAACAAGGACAAAAUCGGUUCGAAGGCUUUACUCAAUUGGUCAACUCAGAUCGCCAAGGGAAUGUCAUAUCUCGAAGAGAAGCGGCUGGUCCACCGAGAUUUGGCGGCGAGAAACGUCCUCGUUCAAACUCCAUCAUGUGUGAAGAUUACCGACUUCGGUCUUGCGAAGCUUCUGACUGGAGAUUCGAAUGAAUACAAGGCUGCAGGAGGCAAGAUGCCAAUCAAAUGGCUCGCUCUGGAAUGCAUACGCCAUCGAGUUUUCACCAGCAAAUCUGACGUUUGGGCCUUUGGAGUGACCAUCUGGGAACUGCUUACUUUUGGUCAGCGGCCGCAUGAGAACAUUCCCGCCAAGGAUAUCCCCGACCUGAUUGAAGUUGGUCUCAAGCUCGAACAACCGGAGAUCUGCUCGCUGGAUAUCUACUGCACUUUGCUCUCCUGUUGGCACCUCGAUGCCGAGAUGAGGCCAUCGUUCAAACAGCUGGUGAACGUGUUCGCCGAGUUUGCUCGUGACCCCGGCCGGUACUUGGUCAUUGCUGGAGACAAAUUCACCCGCCUACCAUCCUACACCAGUCAAGAUGAGAAGGAUCUCAUCCGAAAACUGGCGCCGACAUUUGAAGGCCCCGAGCCCGUUGUCGAAGCCGAAGACUAUCUUCAACCAAAAGCUGCCAGACCAGGACCGAGCAAUGAGACAUCCGACGAACUCCCCACCAAGCUCAAUCGCUAUUGCAAGGAUCCCAUGAAUAAGUCAUCAUCCGGUGGGGAUGACGAAACGGACUCCAAUGCUCGCGAGGUGGGUGUCGGAAACCUCCGUCUCGACUUGCCAGUCGACGAGGAUGACUAUCUCAUGCCCACUUGUCAAUCGGCAAGUGCGAACCCCCUCGGCACUGGACCCGGUGGCUACAUGGACCUAAUCGGAGUCCCAGCCAGUGUAGACAAUCCCGAGUACUUGAUGAACGGGCAGACGCUGAGUAGCAACGAUGCACCCAUCCCAACACAAACUAUUGGCAUCCCAGUGGUCAUAAUGCCAAAUGGCACCACCAACGGUGUCAUCAUCGAAGGUGAACAAACGAGUUCAGAUCAUGAGUACUACAAUGACACACAGAGGGAGCUGCAACCACUGCAUCGGAGUGAAACCAGAGUGUGAUAGCUCGGUGAAGCCUGCCCUAGCCAGUCUAGCCCAUUGACGCCACCAUGCAAAUACUUUCCUUAAACAAAACGAAAACAUACUUGCCACACGCGUUGUGUAGUUGUCAAACAAACAAACAAUUAAGAAAAGGCUUCUUGUACAUUUUUAGCUCUAAGGAACCACUAGGCUCUAUUUAUAUAGAAAAUAUAUAUAAAAUAUGUAUGUAAAUCGCUCUAAGGACCUUUCUAAGUUAAGUGUAAGUUUUAUUUUUCUUUUAUUUAAGAUCGAAAGUGCCUUUAUAUUUCUGUCAUUUGUACAUUAAACAAAACAAAACAAAUUUUUAACUUAAGUAGGUACUUACACUUAAGUUAAAAGUUAAAAACAAAAUAAGAUUUUAAUUUAAAUGUCACUUUUUCACACUCGAAUCACGCACAAUAUUUCUUAUUUAGUUCUUUUUUUUAUAACACUUACAAAUAAUUUAAAAAAAAAAAACAAAACUGAUGUAACUUGACCAUUAGAUUUAUAGUAAAGUCUCCCUUUUUGUUAGUUAUGUAAGGUAAUCUGUGAUAAAUGUAGUUUUAAGCUAAAAAUACAACAAAAACAAUAUAAAUCGCCUUAUUUCAUUAUUAUUAUAAGGAAACUGAGAGCCCAGAGAAUAUAAAUUAUAUAAAAUAUAGUUUUUCUUUUUUUAAUGAAUUAUUAAAAUACAUAAAUAUAAUCAGGGGUUAAGGUUUCUAUUUUAUUUGAAAAAUAAAAUCUGAACUGACCAUAACCCCCUUCAUCCCCCACUACGACGUGACAAGCGACAUUGACAAAUUUUUCUUUUAUAAAUUUUAUCGAAAAAUAUAUCCUCUUUGGAGAGUGGAGAGAAUUUAAAGUUCCCUCAGUUUUCGUUCUAACAACUUGACUCUUUCUGCCAGUGAUUCUGAUCUGUCAAAGAACUGUCAUCGAUGAUGUGUCAUUUUGACAUUUUAACAAAAGCCUGCCAAAUGUCACAAUGAAUAAUCAAUCUCCUCUCUUACUUUUACUGUUAUCCACGAAAUUCAAAAUAUUUUAUUUUUAUUUUUUGGGAAAUAUGUAUAUAAUUUUAUGUUUAUUAUAUACUUAGAAGUGUGUGUGCCAUUUUUGCCUUCCUUUUUUUCAUAAA
Eupeodes corollae is the source of this 6778-nucleotide messenger RNA. RefSeq names its product epidermal growth factor receptor (gene Egfr). Gene Ontology annotation, molecular function: ATP binding; transmembrane receptor protein tyrosine kinase activity. The transcript is spliced from 5 exons. Gene Ontology annotation, biological process: positive regulation of kinase activity; cell surface receptor protein tyrosine kinase signaling pathway; positive regulation of cell population proliferation. The record is from RefSeq and is a predicted model, not a curated record. Lineage: Eukaryota; Metazoa; Arthropoda; Insecta; Diptera; Syrphidae. Bases 1573 to 5649 code for a protein of 1358 amino acids. Gene Ontology annotation, cellular component: signaling receptor complex; basal plasma membrane.